AUGGCGUCGAGCUCCAUCACCAUCCAAGACCCACGCAACGCCCACAACCGCCGCUCCUUCUGCUUCGAUUACACCUACUGGUCCCACAGCGGCUUCGUACAGGACCGCAGUGGCCUCUACCUGCCUGAGGAGCCGGGGGGGCGCUACGCCGACCAGGCCAGCGUGUUCCAGGACCUCGGAGAAGGGAUCCUGGAGAACGCAGUGCAGGGUUACAACGCCACCCUGCUGGCCUACGGGCAGACGGGCUCAGGGAAGAGUUACUCCAUGAUGGGCUACGGGCCAAACAAAGGCUUGGUGCCUACACUCUGCAACCGCCUCUUUGAGGCUAUUCGGGAAAACCAAGAUACCAGACAGUGCCAGGUCUUCUUCAGUAUGUUGGAAAUCUAUAAUGAGCAGGUGAUUGACCUGCUGUCACGAGGGUCUCGCACUCCGGGGGGCCUAAGAAUCAGAGAGGAGCUGCAAAGAGGUUUUUAUGUGGAGGGAAUCCGCACAGUCCCCUGUGACAGUGCACCGCAGGUGGAGCAGCUGGUGGAACAGGGGACCCGGACCCGAACCACCGCCGCCACUCACAUGAAUGCCAACAGCAGUCGCUCACACAUGCUCAUUAUCCUGCAGCUCAAACAGAUCUUCUCCAAAGAGAGCAUCACGAAGCAGUCCAACAUCAACCUGGUGGAUCUGGCUGGCAGUGAGCGGCAGCGGGCCUCGGGCUCGGAGGCCGACCGGCUCAAAGAGGGCACGGCCAUCAACCUGAGCCUCACCACCCUGGGCAACGUCAUCAGUGCUCUUGCUGACAUGGCGGUGGGGAAGAAGGUGGUCCAUAUCCCCUACAGAGACUCAGUUCUCACCAAGUUGCUGCAGUCUGCGCUGGGCGGCAACAGUCGCACAGUUAUGAUUGCCACCCUGAGUCCUGCUGACAUCUGCUAUGAGGAGUCUCUCUCGACUUUGCGCUAUGCUGAAAGGGCGAAGCGUAUCCAGAAUCGGGCCGUGGUGAACGAGAGUCCCACCGAGCGUCUGGUCAAAGAGCUGAAGGCUGAGAACGCGAGGCUGCUGCAGAGACUGAGCCGGCUGGGCCAGGAGGGACGCAGAGCCGACGAUGAGACCAAGGAGCUUCGUCAGCUACUGACCCACAAUGAGCUUCAGAUCAGAGCCAUUCAGACUCUGUGGGAACAACACCUGCAGGAGGCGCUAAAGGACUGGGAGCAACAGUAUGCCAGCAUCACACAGGAGAGGAGGAUGAUGCAGAUGCACCCCUACAUCCUGAACAUCAACGAGGAUGCUCAGCUGUCUGGAGUGGUGAAGCUCUUCAUCCAGGAGGGUGAAUGGGAGAUUGGGCUGUCUGACUCUUCCUCCAGAUCCAUCCCUAUCAAAGGCCUAGGGAUCCAGGAGCGUCAUGCUGUGUUCAGGAAUGAACAGCGUCGCGUGUCACUGACCCCGAUGGCAGAGUCAAAGGUCAUUGUGAACGGCAACUCUGUCUCCCAGACGACGGAGUUGCAGCACCUGGACCGGCUCAUUCUCGGUUCUAACUGCACCUACUUGUUCAUUGGUUAUCCCUCCGAGAGGGGCGGGGAUGACUGGAGUCGGUACGACUACGACUACUUCCAGUCUGAACUGGCUGCUGCUGAGGGCAUCCACCUAGGUGAGUCCAGUGCUGGCUCCAGUCAGACAGACCCGAGCCUCCUGGCCGUCUUCUAUGACUAUGUCAAACUGAUGCCCAUGGUGGCCGAGGCCAACCAGAUGAGCCAGGAGCUGAACAAGGGGGUGGAGUUUAGGCUGGAGAUCAAGAACCUGGCUCUGUCCGAUUCAAAAGGCCACGAUCUGGAGAAAGAGAUUGUUGUCCGAGUCACCUCUCUGGAGAGCAAGCAGGUGUGGAUGUGGUCCAAGGCCAAGUUUGUGAACCGCAAGUUCCUGAUGGAAGAAGUCUACCAGCAGUAUCAGGCUGAGCGGAGCAGAGACAAUACAAGAGAGGCGCUGUGUGCGGCAGCUUUGCCCAGAGAUAAAGACCCUUUCUGGGAUCCGGUGGGGCCUCUGCUCCUGGGCAGCGCACACCUCUGGCUUCAGUCCUUGGCCUUCCGCAUCGCUCUGGAAGAACAGCUGGAGGUGCUGGGGUCAGAGGGAACAGAGGAGGCCAUUCUGCAGGCACAGCUGGUCCCCUGCACCUCCACUGGACUCCCCCUGGGUGAGGAUGACAUCCUGAUUGACCCGUCUGAGUUACUGGGUCGACGCCUGGACUUCCAGCUGGUCCUGGAACAGUGUUGUGGCCUCCGCUGGAUCAGAGAGGCCCGCAACAGAGGAGUCCAGAUUGGCUUCAGGUUAUUUGACUGCAGCCAGCCUCUCUACACUCCAGCUGUGUGGCACAAUGUCAAUCCUCUGCUGGACCACAGGGUUCACUUUGCCUCCCUCCACACCUCCCAGCAUCUGCUGGACUACCUGCAGAGCAGCGCUGUCGUGCUCGAGCUGUGGGGCCUGCAAGAGGGCUGCACUGACCUGAUGUCAUCCCUGGAGGGAGUGAGGAUGACAACAGAGGGCAUCUUCAUUAUUGACGAGGCAGGACACACAGCCACUGUGCCUGAGGACUCCUCAGAGCUGAGCUGUUCAGUCAGGGCUCUACAACAGGACUUGGAGGAACUGAAGAGCGUUAAUGCUUCACUGAGGAAGGAGAACCACACUCUGAGAGAGCAACUCAACAUGGCUAGGAGUGGUGGGGAGUGUGUGCGUGGCCGCGCGGUGCGUCCCAGCUGUGAUGCAGAGUUUGCCCGUGCUCUCAAGGUUUUCUACCACAGCAUGACCUCAGUCCGGGGUCAGCUGCAGCGCCUCCGCAGACACAGACCCAGCGAGGAGUCCGACCUGCUGGGGCUGAGGCUGUUUGUGGACGAGCACGGCCGCCUGCUGAGGGACUUCUCGGAGCAGCUGGAGCAGAGCGUCACCUCGCUCAAACAGGACGUGGCCGCUAUCGUCCGCAGGAAACGAGAACGCUCAGGAAUCUGGUCCUGAUUGACUGUUUUUUUUUUUUUCCCCGCUCAAACUCUUCAGAGGAGGUUCUUUUGGCCUUUCCACACUGCAGUUUCUAAACAGCUGCUGAGUGAGCAAGAGCAAAUGUUGACACUUUAGUGGGACACUGGCAUUUAUAAUCAGCUGAUUCUUAGUUUCUCCUAUUGCAGCAGUGUUUCAAACUACCUCAUUGCCUUUAUUUUCAAACCACAGGGGGAAUAUCCACCUGCUUUGACUUUUUGCACAUUUUCCUGUGCAACAGUAAUAUUUAUUUGGGUUUUUUCUUUAGACUGUAUUAUAUAUACACAGAGCUUGAAGUAGCACCAUAACGUGCAAAAAGUCAUGGGGACAGUUUGAGAGAUUUUCUUUUAAAUUUGCUGCAGUCCCCACAUUAAUGCCACAAUAUCACAUAUCAGUAGAACAUGGUGGACAUUUAUGAUGCUUGAAUUAGUAUUUUCUAUUCUGAGCAGACCAGACUAGAUGACCUCAGUGAAACAAAUGAGUACACACAGAGGGUGGCACAAUUACAAGGAACCUUUUAUUACAUCUGUACAUAUUCAAAACAGCUGGUCACAGAUAAAAGUGCGUGUUCUCAUGUUUGCUUUACUAAAGGUAUCACCACCAAACCGGGGCCAGGGCUCUGAUAGGAAAAUCUCCCAGUUACUGAGAAUUUGUGUUCCUCUGGCUGCACUCCAAGAUGAGUGAGCUUUGCCAUUUGAAAUGACUGAAUGCUUUUUUUCUUUUUGAGAUAGCAGAGAGGUUUUCCCAGAGGCAGAGGUCUUCACCACCACGUCAUCUCCAGCAUGUGAUGUUGUUCAACUGGCUUUUAUGGCUGUAUAAUAACUUCAUCUCAUGCAAGAACUGAUCAGACCCGACAUAAAACAAUCUGAUCUCAAACUAUUGAGCAAUGAGGCUGAUAAUUUUUUUUUUUAUGGAAGAGAGAACGCUAAGUAAAGUAGACUGCAGAGCUGAUUUUAGCCCUUUGUGGUACAGACCUGAUUUUAAUGUCUUCAUGAGGCAAAAUUUGAUAUCAUAUGCUCUUUUUUUAAAAAA
Myripristis murdjan (pinecone soldierfish) is the source of this 4041-nucleotide messenger RNA. RefSeq names its product kinesin family member 28 (gene kif28). Gene Ontology annotation, biological process: microtubule-based movement. Bases 1 to 2991 code for a protein of 996 amino acids. The record is from RefSeq and is a predicted model, not a curated record. Gene Ontology annotation, molecular function: ATP binding; microtubule binding; microtubule motor activity. Lineage: Eukaryota; Metazoa; Chordata; Actinopteri; Holocentriformes; Holocentridae. The transcript has 26 exons.